Messenger RNA from Paramacrobiotus metropolitanus, 4127 nucleotides. Its product is annotated as transmembrane channel-like protein 2. Gene Ontology annotation, cellular component: plasma membrane. Gene Ontology annotation, molecular function: mechanosensitive monoatomic ion channel activity. NCBI's taxonomy places the organism in Eukaryota, Metazoa, Tardigrada, Eutardigrada, Parachela, Macrobiotidae. The record is from RefSeq and is a predicted model, not a curated record.
AACGAGCAUGUAUCGCGGACACGCGAUGACAAUAAUAUGAGCAUUGCUGGUGCCGUUACAGCAGCAGCAGCGGUUCACCGCGUUGUUGGUCGAGCCGGAGCGCGGCUUGUGACGCAAGAUCAUGUGGAAAGCUCCGAAUCCGACCGCAGUUCCUUACUUUCUGUGAUUAGUGAUGGUCAGAUAUCCGUAACGCCAUCGUUAAACGCAGCGAAAUCCCCUCGAUCACAGCACGAUGUUCCCGAACUUCAUCGAAAUUCUUUGGAGCAAGAUCCUUCAGCUAAAUCGCAGACAUCGUUAUCAUCGUCUACCGGUAGCUCACAAACUUCCGGCAGCAGCAGUACGCUUACGACCAGUUCAGAUAACGAGCCCAUGACCUUUAUCGAAUGUUUGGAGCCAGAUAUCCGGCAGUCCUUACACGACGGGGAAGAAUUUGAUUAUCUUGGAUUGUAUGCGCAUCCAAUGUUUGAUGUGGAUGAAGAAAAAAUUCGAGAAAACUUAAAAACCCAAAAAGACAUCCUGGGAAAAAUUCGCGAACAGCCGUGGAGGCUGCGACGCAAACUCAAACUUUACCGGAUUGCUCAUGCCUAUGUGGAACGUUAUGAAGGACGUUACCUAAAAGGAAAGGCUAACGUGGCCAACGUGACAAAGUUCAUCAAAACUGCUCGGCGCGUAAUCAACAAUGCUUUGGCGAAUAUGCGACCAUGGGAAGAAAGGAUAAAGACUGUGGAAAAUCGCUUUGGAUCAGCCGGGGCAUCUUAUUUCAUUUUCUUGAGAUGGAUGAUCGGCAUGAACCUGAUGAUUGCUGCCAGUGUAACGUGUGCGGUGAUGCUGCCACAAAUUCUAUUUGGUCCAGAUCAAGGCACCACAUUCCGCAACACGAUAAGUUCCAAUGAAGGGAAAACCGCUUUGGAUUUUGCCACUUUAUACCGUUAUGCCGGCUAUAUUUUUUACACACCCGUAUACUAUGGGUAUUAUUCGGAUGAACCGCAGUUCAAAAUUGGAUACCGCUUACCAUUGGCAUAUUUCUGUACAGCCAUGGCCAUCCUCAUUUACAGUUUUUGGGUCAUUCUUGCCAAAAUGGCCACAAACGUUCGGCUGAGCGCCAACACAUCGGACGGCGACCAGCAUCCGUUCAGUGCCGGGGUUUUCUGUAGUUGGGACUACAUGAUCGCUAACCCAGCUGACAAUGGCGCUAUCAAAGUUCUGCGGCGUCGCCAGGAAAAUAAAUGGCUUCGGUUAUUCCUGCGCAUCUUUGCCUGGAUCAUCACCAUCGGUUUGCUGACGGCCAGUGUGUUCAUCUUACUGCAGGUGAUGGGGUAUAAGCGCAGUUUGAAACCGGAAAUACCCAAAACCUUCUGGCAGACCAACGCGGUGUCGUUAACGCUGAAGGCGCAAAAUAUUAUCUUUCCGGAACUAUUUGAGCGACUGGAGUAUCUGGAGGAAUACCAUCCACUGAACGGACUGCGACUGCAUCUUACGCGGAUUACGCUGUUGCAGUUGCUGGUGAACUGGGCGCUAAUUGAUAACUGGGUCACGGAAGGAGAGGAAAUGUACCAUGAAUCGACCGAAUUUAACAAGGACGACCUCUCGUGGAUAUGGAACAGCAGUGUGCCACGGCCAGUCAACUGGGAGACGCAGACCAGCCGCCCAGAGGAGCAUCAUGGUGGCGGUCAUGGUAGCGCCGAUUCCAGCCACUCAGCGGCAGCCAGCGACCAUGGUGCGCCGGCUGGUGCACACGGUAGCCCUUCCUCGGGUCACGCAGCACCAACUGGCCAUGGCACGCCGGUUGCAUCACACGCUAACCCGUCACAUAGAGAGCAUGGUCAGCAAUCUGAUAUUUCCCGGUCAGUACGAUGUGGCUGUAAUACGUCUGAAAGCAGCGGAAUGGAGCCGGAAGUAUCGCCGGAGGAUGUACAUGUUGCUAAGCCAGUGGAGCCGAAUUUCGCUUUGGCCGAAGAAAACCCGGUGGAUGGUUCGUGGAACGUUGAAGACGAAACGGAGGAUCACUUGGAGGGCACAACUUCCUCAUCGGAAAGCGAGCAUAAACCAGAUGUUUCACUGGGUGAUGAGUUGCCUGUUGGGGAAACUGAAGGACAGGAAAAUGUUUCGGAAAAUCUAACGAACUCAAGUGGAACAGAGCACAACAAGGAACCGGAAGGGAGCAGCAUUGCACCGUACGAAUAUGAUUACGAUAUUCCACGCAUAAUUGCCGGGCAGGGCUUCCAUCCCGACGACGUGACCACGCCGGAUGUCCGGGUGUUAAUUAACGGCACGUGGCUGUGGCCGACGCGCAGUCUCCCGCCCCGCCCAACCACCACACCGGCUACCACGAGCCCCGUACCCCCUCCGCCGCUAACUAUUGACAAACUGAAAGCACUGUGCUGGGAAAAUCGUGUAGCGGCGGAAGGCCUCGAGAAUUUGGUGACGGAGUCCGUGAUGAAUGUGGUAGAAGUUUUUGCCAAAGAAUUCUUCCGUGGGAUCUUUGUCCGGUUUAUGACACGCUGCUGGUUCUGGGAUCUGGAGCGGUUUCCGGGAUACGCGCCGUUUACUGUGUCAGAAAAUGUGCUGAGUUUAAUUGUCGGGCAACAGAUGACUUGGAUUGGUUUCUUUUUUUCGCCCGCUUUAGCACCAAUAAAUCUCAUCCGCUUAGUGUUCUUAAUGUAUUUCCGUGUGUGGGCAACACGGGUCUGUGAUGUGCCACCGGAGACCAUGUUCAGUACCGGAACCGGUAAUAAUUUCUACUACUUCAUCCUGCUCUUAAUGCUCUUUGUAUCCACACUUUUUAUUGGAUACACCGUGUGUAUUUUGCAUCCAUCCUGGCAUUGUGGUCCAUUCAGUCGUUAUAACAAGAUGUAUGAAGUUGUUACGGAUACCAUCGGGAAUAAUUGGUCGGAUGGCGUUGACAAAGCCGUCGCCUACGUGGGCUCACCGGGAUUAAUCAUUCCGUUGGUGGUUUUGUUACUUAUCAUCAUAUUUUAUUUGUUCUCCAUGGGCAUGGCACUGACGAAGAAGACCAAUGAUCUCAAGCGAACACUGGACAUUGAACGCACGGAAGAACGCCGUAAAAUGAUGGCGCAGGUGGAAGCCCGGGCCAAGCGAAAGCAUUUUAAAACCGUUGGCGAUACAAGCGCGUCCGAAGUUUUGGAAGUUACCAUAGAUGAAGCCAAAGAAAAUGCGCUUAAUCUGCUGGAUAAAAUGAAGAAUCGCGGAUUUCCACCGGAAGAACACCGUGAUCCAGGCAAAGGCACAGCGGGGCGUCGCGGUUCCCACCAUAUUCCGGCGCACCCGCACGAAGCGCCCAAAACCCUUAAAACCGUAGCCCGAAAGGUCAUGAUUCUGAACGAUGUCAUCCGGCAUAUGGCUAACGAUACCGUCGACAUCCACAACGAACAGCCCACCCAGCCGGAGAAUCUCAGCCGCUUAACCAUUCCUACAGCCGUUAUCCGGGCUAAGGAGAAAUUUAAAAAACUCUCCCUGCAGCCAUCAACAGCGGAAACAUCUCAUCCAGCACGUGCUGCCUCCUCUGGCAGUAUUAGUGUGCUUAAUGGCCGCGAAGUGUUUGGAUUAGCGCCUGUACCGGCAUCCGGCGCUUCUACACUGCCGGCUUAUAAUGAAGCAACCAGAAAUGGGCGAAGUGUUUCCGAUCGACAGCGCUUCCUUGUCUGAUUAGCAGUAAUGUCUUUUUUGAAAGCACGUCACAAAGAAUUUUAUUAACACAGUUGUACGUGUUGGUAGGUUUGCGUCAUUUGUAGCGCGAUUUAAAAUACCAUUUCUUAAGUGGGCUUUAUUGUCGGCUUAAAGAAAUUUAGGCGGGCUUUAAUUGUCAAACCGGCUUUGGUUGCAGGUAUUCGUACAACAAUUUAUUCGUCGUUGUUCGAUGCCAAUACUAAUUAAAAAUCGUUGUCAAUAGGUCUGAUAUAUCACUCUAAUAGAAAGAACAUCCUCCCCCAGAAAAAAAUGUGGCGCUUUAACAGCAUGUAACAGAAUUAGAAGGUAUACACAACGUAACAAAGUCUGACUAGAUCACUGCCUGCUGGAGAUCAGAAUGGCGGAUAGAAAACUUUGCAAUGCAUGACGAGCGAGCGGGUUUGUUAAUCGGAAAGGUCAUCUGCUGUAAUCUCCUUUUC